Molecule: messenger RNA, 363 nt
Organism: Rhodamnia argentea
Lineage: Eukaryota; Viridiplantae; Streptophyta; Magnoliopsida; Myrtales; Myrtaceae
Product: protein transport protein sec23-like
Exons: 3
Coding region: 1-363 (120 amino acids)
Biological process (GO): endoplasmic reticulum to Golgi vesicle-mediated transport; COPII-coated vesicle cargo loading; intracellular protein transport
Cellular component (GO): endoplasmic reticulum exit site; COPII vesicle coat
Molecular function (GO): GTPase activator activity
Source: RefSeq, a predicted model, not a curated record
AUGCAGUGUCAGUUAGCCCAGGAAAAUGCUUGCUGUGAGGAGGACAUGAGGGCGCUUAAGAAUGAGCUGUUGCUUGUGUUGGAGCAGUUGCCGGAGAGUGCACUUGUGGGGUUGGUUACUUUCGAUUCGAUGGUUAGGGUUCAUGAUCUCGGUUUUCCAGAGUGCUCGAGGGUUGUGGUUUUUCAUGGUGAGCGCGAACGCCAACUCUCAGCUGAUCAAAGAACUGUGAAGGUGAAAGUGUCCAGUUGGCUGAGCAUGCUCAAGACUCUGCCCACUGGGGUUCGUGGACCAGGCAUUCAGGUCAGGAACGGGUUUGCUCCUCAGGAGUGGAUCUUUAAAAUGGGCGUAUCUCUCGGCGAUUAA